GCAGUGGUUUGCUAGCGAACAUAAAACCGAAACAUUAAAGAUCUUUAGACCAAUCUUGUUUAUAUUAAUCUUAGUGUUUAGAACACAAUUAUAUUUACGUAUCUACUGGUUCAUUUAAACGUGAUUUGCUUGUUAAAUUAGCAAAUGUGCUAAAUUGAUACUGCACGAGGCUAAUCUCCCGGAGCAUGAGGUCACUUAGCAAGACGGAGAAAGAAGCUCUGGUGAAAAGAGAGGAAGAAGCUUUCAGAAUGAAAAAUUAUGAAGAUGAGGCUAUCAUAUUGAAAAAAGAGAAUGGAUUGAAAGAAGAGCCCUUUGGAGUGAAAGAGGAAGAGGAGGCUAUCUCUAUAAAGGAGGAGGAGGAAGACGUUUUGGGAGUGAAAGAGGAGACUGAAGAUCCGAUUACCACCAGAGAGAGACAUGACUAUGGUGGAUCCUCUGGGAAGCCUCAACAACAUCCUGAUGCUGACGAGGCAGAGAAGAGUCUCUCCAGAUCAGAACACCAGAUGGACAACGCUAGCCCUUCCUCCCUCCCGGAGUCCCUGUAUCGUGCCUCUCCCGGUAGCACCUUACUGCUGGGUAUGAAGAGGUUGUCUGUGCUGCUGGUGGACUGCAGGAAAACAACGGGGCUGAGUGGAACUGUGAGAGGAGGAGAAGAGAAGAAAGGAUCAGAUUUGACUCAUCAAAGAGAAAGACCAGAUUCAGAGGAACCAGAGACGUCCAAACCGGCAAAACAACACGACUGUUCCCACUGUGGAAAGAGUUUUACAGAGUUAGGCAACAUGAAAAGGCAUGAAAGGACACACACAGGUGAGAAGCCUCAUCAAUGCUCUCACUGUGGAAAGACUUUUACCGAGUUAUGGAGCCUGAAAACACAUGAGAGAAUACACACAGGGGAGAAGUUGUACUACUGCUCCCAGUGUGGAAAGAGUUUUACCCGGUCAGGGCACAUGAAAGAACAUAAGAGAACACACACAGGGGAGAAGCCUUACCUCUGUUCCCAGUGUGGAAAGAGUUUUACCCACUUAUGUAACCUGAAAACACAUGAGAGAUUACACACAGGGGAAAAGCCUUACCACUGCUCCCAGUGUGGAAAGAAUUUUACCAGGUCAGGGCACAUGAAAGAACAUAAGAGAAUGCACACAUUGGAGAAGCCUUACCUCUGUUCCCAAUGUGGAAAGAGUUUUACCCACUUAUGUAACCUGAAAACACAUGAGAGGUUACACACCGGGGAGAAGGAUUAUGAAUGCUCUCCGUGUGGGUUGAGGUUUACCACUUUAGGGUACCUGAAAUCACAUGAGCGAACACACACAAGAGAGAAGCCUUUCCACUGCUCACAGUGCAGAGAGAUUUUCACCCAGUUAGGGAGCCUGAAAAGGCAUGAAAGGACACACACAGUUGAGAAGCCUCAUCAUUGCUCUCACUGUGGGAAGACUUUUACCCAGUUAGGGAGCCUGAAAAGACAUGAGAGAAUACACACAGGAGAAAAGCCUCAUCAUUGCACUCACUGUGGGAAGACUUUUACCCAGUUAGGUGGCCUGAAAAUGCAUGAGAGAAUACACACAGGGGAGAAGCCUUACUGCUGCCCCCAGUGUGGAAAGAGUUUUACCCGGUCAGAGCACAUGAAAGAACACAAGAGAACACACACAGGGGAGAAGCCUUAUUGCUGCUUCCAGUGUGGAAAGAGUUUUACCUACUUAUGUAACCUGAAAACACACGAGAGAAUACACACAGGGGAGAAGCCUUACCACUGCUCCCAGUGUGGAAAGGGUUUUAACCAGUUAGGGGUCCUGAAACGACAUGAGAGAAAACACACAGGAGAUAAGGAUGUAGGAUGUUGAAUUGUAGAACAUUGGAUGGAUAUAGGACAGAUGCUGGCUGAACAGUAGAAUAUAGGACAGAUAUAGCCUCUGAACAGUAGGAUAUAGGACAGAUGCUGGCUGAACAGUAGGAUAUAGGACAGAUAUAGCCUCUGAACAGUAGGAUAUUAGGACGGAUAUAGCCUCUGAACAGUAGGAUAUAGGACAGAUAUAGCCUCUGAACAGUAGGAUAUAGGACAGAUAUAGCCUCUGAACAGUAGGAUAUAGGACAGAUGCUGGCUGAACAGUAGAAUAUAGGACAGAUAUAGCCUCUGAACAGUAGGAUAUAGGACAGAUAUAGCCUCUGAACAGUAGGAUAUAGGACAGAUGCUGGCUGAACAGUAGGAUAUAGGAUAGAUAUAGCCUCUGAACAGUAGGAUAUAGGACAGAUAUAGCCUCUGAACAGUAGGAUAUAGGACAGAUGCUGGCUGAACAGUAGAAUAUAGGACAGAUAUAGCCUCUGAACAGUAGGAUAUAGGACAGAUGCUGGCUGAACAGUAGGAUAUAGGACAGAUAUAGCCUCUGAACAGUGUAUGUUCCAUACUGCAUGUAUUAUAGUGGAUUUGUUUGCUGACUUCACAAAAUAAAUGUCCAUGUAAAUGGGCUAGGUCUAAAUGUCGAUGUAAAUGGGCUAGGUCUAAAUGGGCUAGGUCUA
Molecule: messenger RNA, 2511 nt
Organism: Oncorhynchus tshawytscha (Chinook salmon)
Lineage: Eukaryota; Metazoa; Chordata; Actinopteri; Salmoniformes; Salmonidae
Product: zinc finger protein 883-like
Exons: 4
Coding region: 186-1838 (550 amino acids)
Biological process (GO): regulation of transcription by RNA polymerase II
Molecular function (GO): RNA polymerase II cis-regulatory region sequence-specific DNA binding; DNA-binding transcription factor activity
Source: RefSeq, a predicted model, not a curated record